Molecule: messenger RNA, 1422 nt
Organism: Huiozyma naganishii CBS 8797
Lineage: Eukaryota; Fungi; Ascomycota; Saccharomycetes; Saccharomycetales; Saccharomycetaceae
Gene: SSU1
Product: Ssu1p
Exons: 1
Coding region: 1-1422 (473 amino acids)
Biological process (GO): sulfite transmembrane transport; transmembrane transport
Cellular component (GO): plasma membrane
Molecular function (GO): sulfite transmembrane transporter activity
Source: RefSeq, a predicted model, not a curated record
AUGGUCUCGCUCGGUUCCCGGUUUAUAGGGCAGUUUGAGCCCUUCAUGUUCAUAUACGUCAUGGGCACUGGGAUCAGUUCCGAUAUACUGUACAGGUUCCCUUACUACGGGCGAUGGCUGCGGGUCUGCUCGUACAUCAUGUUUGCCCUUGCGUGUCUCAUAUUUGUAAGCUUACAAGUGCUGUGUGUCGUGCACCUGUGGCACUACACAAGGAGGCACUCGUUCUCAGCGUAUGUGGACGAGUUCGUGCGGAACACCCGUAAGAGUGUGUUCUGGGGCACGUACCCGAUGGGGCUCGUCACCAUCAUCAACUACUUGUUCAACCUGACGCAGAUCGGGUCCAUCUCGCAGGGGGAUUCCCGUAGGCUUAUGAUCUUCGUGUACGCACUGUGGUGGUACGACAUCGCAGUGUCCAUAGUCAUCGCUUGGGGGCUCUCCUUCGUCAUGUGGCACAAGUACUACUUCCCUGAGGGGUUGGGCAAGGGCGAGAAGGGUCACGAGAAGGUCGCCGCGGAGUACCUGAAGAGUACGCUUCUUCUCGCGGUCAUCCCAUUGGUCGUCGCAGCGUCGUCGUCCUCGAUAUGGGUCAUGUCGGGACUCUUCGGCAGGACUUUUAACAGGAAUAUACAGUUGCUCACCAUGGUCAUUACGGUGCUCAUCUGGCUCCACGCAAUCCUGUUCGUUGCCGUGCUCGUGUUCAUAUACUUCUGGUCACUGUACCUUUUCAAGAUUCCGCCGAUGGCACAGGUGUUCACACUGUUCCUCGUGUUGGGGCCCAUGGGACAAGGCGCAUUUGGUAUCCUGCUCGUCUCGGACAACGUGCUCCUGUACACGCAGCAGUACUAUCCUGUGCCAGGUGCCGCCAGCGGUGGGACCCUUUCCACGGCAGAGGAUGUACUCUUGCUUGCGGUCCCCUGGUGUUUCAAAGUAUUGGGACUCAUCUACGCGCUAGCAUUGCUAGCCGUCGGGUACUUCUUCACGAUCAUCUGCAUCAUCGCAAUGCUCUCCUACAGGAAGCACAAGGAGAUAAACGCAGCUGGGAAGCCGCGCAGGAUAUACAACUUCCACACCGGGUUCUGGGGGAUGACUUUCCCAAUGGGCACCAUGUCGCUCGGGUCCGACGAGGUGUACAUCCAGUACAACAAAUACGUCCCAAUGCGCGCAUUCAGGGUCGUCAGCGCGAUCUACGGCACCACUUGCAUUCUGUGGACGAUCUUCUGUGUCGUGAACACUGUCUUCCUCUACGGCAGGCGCGGUUUCAGGACUGUUAGGGCCAAGAGGGACCACAGGGAGACAGAAUCGAAGGCACCCUCGCCGUUCACACCAUCUACGCUCGCACCGUCCAUCGUGUCGUCGCUUGCAUCACCAGACGCAUCAUCAGCGUCGACCCUGCAUCAAGAAUCCAUCGAGGAACUCUGCUAA